UUCCGCGCUGGGCUGCGCAGGGAGCCGCGCCGAGAGCAUGGCGGAGCCCACCGUGUGCUCCUUCCUCACCAAGGUGCUGUGCGCCAACGGCGGCCGCAUGUUCCUGCAGGACCUGCGCGCCCACGUGGAGCUCUCGGAGGCCAGGCUCCGGGACGUGCUGCGCCGGGCCGGGCCCGACCGCUUCCUGCUGCAGGAGGUGGAGGCGAAGGACGGCCCCUGGGACGCGGAGGCCGAAGUGGCGGCCGGCGCCGUGGGCGCGGGCGGCGGCGGCCCCUCGGCCUGCAGGGUGGUGGCGGUGUCCUCGGCGCGCCUGUGCGCCCGCUACCAGCGCGGCGAGUGCCAGGGCUGCGACCAGCUGCACUUCUGCCGCCGUCACAUGCUGGGCAAGUGCCCGAACCGCGACUGCUGGUCUACCUGUACCCUUUCCCAUGAUAUCCACACACCUGUCAACAUCCAAGUCCUGAAAAACCACGGGCUUUUUGGUCUCAAUGAGGCCCAGCUUCGGAUUCUGCUUUUACAGAACGACCCCUGCCUUCUACCGGAGGUGUGUUUGUGCUACAACAAAGGCGAAGCCCUGUACGGUUACUGCAACCUCAAGGACAAGUGCAACAAGUUUCACGUGUGCAAGUCCUUUGUCAGGGGAGAGUGCAAGCUGCAGAAGUGCAAACGAUCCCAUCAGCUCAUUCACGCGGCAUCCCUGAAGCUGCUGCAGGACCAGGGGCUGAACGUCCCCAGUGUCGUUAACUUCCAGAUCAUCUCUACCUACAGGCACGAGAAGCUGCACAAGAUGCUCGAAAAUAAAGAUAAUUCAGCUGCUUCUGCUGAGCACGCACAGAGCCCUGAGAAGCAAGGAGGGCCCGUUGCUGUGGCUGCAGAAGCCCGUCCCCCGGUUUCUGUCCCUGCCCCGUCGGCCAAGAAGCCAGGUAAACCAUAAAGGAUGUCAGCGAAAUAGGAGAAGCUUCUGCAAUUGGAAGGUCGGAAAACAAAGCUUCUGUUGAGCUUCGAUUUGUAACUAUCCAUUCACUGAAUGAUCUCUUAAAAAUACCUACCUCACAAGGUGCUGUGACAAUUCAAGAAGAUGCAAAAGGAGACAUUGUCCGAUUUGGAGGAUAAGGUUGGGGACGAGGUUGGACACAGAGCAGGCAAAGGGAGGGUAAAUCCUGAGCGCAGGUGGGGCCCGUGCAGGGCGAGCCCUGGCUGUGGCAGCUUCUGCCUGCAGUUCCUGAGAGCUCUUUUCCCAGGCUGGCGGGAAGCUCCCACACACGCAGCUCCCUGCUGACCUGCUCGGUGGGCCGGCCACGGGUUUUCCGUAUGCCCAUGUGUGCCGUUUCAGUACGUCACCUUCAUGUCCUUCCUUUUCCACUCAAUGUGCCAUAAGCAUCCUCCCGUAUGUGUUCACGUUUAUCACACAUGAUCAUUGUUAUGCACAGAAGCACGAAUAUAUCAUAGUUUACUUGUUGCCCUUAUCCUGGGGAAACAAUUUGCUGGGAUUUCCAACAAAUUUUGAAUAUAACUCUUCAAAUCCACACAAUAGUGAAUUUUUAAAGUUAGUCUUUUGCUUGGCUUAUAGUUGCAAAAUGAUAGUGCUUUUUGCAUUUCUUUAAAUUUAGGCGCGGGUGAAUAUUUUUCUGUGUGUGCUUCCUGUAGGUCUUUAUUUUGUGCAUUUUGUACAUGCCCUUUAGUUACUGGGGCAUGCGAUUACCUCCUCUGUGCUGAUGAGGGAUGGCCUUGAAUUAGGUGCCUUAAUUUUUUAUAAAAGGAUGUCAACCGUACUGUGCUCAUAUUCACAUCCGUCUCCUGUGGCCGCGCCCUCAGGCAGCACGGAGAGUAUGUAACUGCUGGGUGCUGACCGCCACUUUCUACCUCACUCUGUCUACGCUGCUCUUAUUAAACUCGGACCAAAGCCCACUUGCUGUGGUUUGAAGGAUGUGCAGUGCAUCCAUUCCUCGAAAUCGUGUCCCUCCUUCUAUGGAUCGCGGUGGACCAUCAGAAAGCUAUAUACCUCGCCCACUGCAUGUUGACUCUCCCCUUCCACCCCUCCCCAUUGCCCCAUCCAGAUGUCGUCACUGAGUCAUACCUAGAUGUUCGGUUCUUUGCUUUUAUCCCCUGACUGGGAAUCGAACCAGCAACCUUUUGGUUCACAGGCUGGUACACUCAGUCCACUGAGCCGCACCAGCCAGCUUUGUUUUUAUCAAAAGGUACCACAGAAAAGCAGCUGUAUGAAAUCCUCCCCUGUGUGUGCCGUAGUAAUAUCCCAAAUGUCGAUGUGUAAAGCGUUUUUAGAAAUACUGAACUGUCCUGCAAUAACAUUUGAGAAAAAGGGGCAAGGUAGUGAGUUGGUUUUUUUUGUAAAGCUAAGUUUAUUUAAUUGAGAGAAACGUUUGUCAUGCAGUUCUCUCUUUUCUGUUGGGGAAGGUGUCCAAAACGUGCCCCUUAUAAAGGGAGGGAUUGCCGCGUUCUCUCCUAAUGGGCAGUGAGAGUGCUGUGACCUACGCUCAUCUCCCCACUUUGGUUGUCAACGGUGGUGUUUCGGAGGGCCCCGAUGUCCGCAUACCUCGUUGCUUUGUGCCUGGUUCUGAUUUCUCCUGGUGCUAAUUUUUUUCUGAAAAAAUGGUUUUAUGUUUUAUUAUCAUCAUUAUUUACAUUUUAUCCUUUUUUUCCAUGUAUUUUUGUUGUAAGCCAUCCACAAUCCUUAAUGGAAACAGUAUAGUAUAUAAGUGCGUAUUCUUUACAUUAAGGGACUUGGUAGGCUUUUAUACUAUUGUGUUUUUUUAUAUAUCUUAUAAUUAUGCUUUUACAUAUGAAGUUAGUGACCCUAUGUAAUCCUUGUUGCAAUAUUUUAUCCAGAUCUAUAAUAUUCCACUUUAAUCUUACUUUUUUGGUGUUUAUGCUGUCUUAUUUUCACUGGAUGAUCAGCCGUUAGAGAGUUAUCAUGUUAGACUUGGGGAGACGUUUCCUUCGGCAAUUCACGGGGGCUUUUGAGAUGGGGCCGCGCAUCUCCAGCCUCCACAGAGUCAGCAUAACCUAAACCGAAUGAUCCCCGUUUUUCCAGACUUGUUCCUCCUCUUGGUUUUUAUUUUGGAGGGUCACCACCUAAUGACUUAAGCCAGAAACCUGCAAAUCGUCCUCUGCUUGCUUUCUCCUUGUUCCCAGUGUCACAUUGGUUACAUAGCAUUGGAGACUUUUUCCCCUCAAAAAGCUCUCAAAUUUUUACCCUUCUCUGUCCGUUUUUUUCCCGUUCCCUCCACGCUGCCUUGUCGCACACCCUCGUCACCUCUUACAGAACUCAGUGGUUUUCAGGCCACGUCUCAGAAGUUUUUUGUGGGAGUUGCUAGGUGACUCCCCUUCAAUGAUGGUAGCCCCAUUUUAAUUUUAAUUUUAAUUUAAUUUUUUAUCCUCACCUGAGGACAUGCUUACUGAUUUUAGAGAGAGAGAAAAGGAGGGAGAUAGAGAGGGAGAGAAACGUCCAUCAGUUGCCUCUUGUACAUGUCCCAGCCAGGGACCAAACCCACAACCCAGGCAUGUGCCCUAACCGGGAAGUGAACCCAUGAUCUUUCGGUUUGUGGGAAGAUGCCCAACCAACACACUAGGCAGGGUGCCUUUUUAAUUUUUAAUUAAUAGAGGACUUCAUUGAUUUCCUUACCACCCUUCUCUCCCUCUGUCUUCCCUUCUGCUGCCUGCUUGAUCUUUGAAAUUCAGACCCGCUCAUAUCGCUUUUUCCUGCCAUAAAGUUUAUCGGUCCCUAUCACUAGGGGAGGAGUCAUGACCUCGCAUGGCCGUGGGGACCAGAAAGGUGAGUGAGUGGAGGCGGUGAGCUGGAUGCAGGAGGACGGGGGGGGGCGUGCUGUGGUGAGUCGAUCCAUCUGCAAGGGGCACCUGCCUCUCGCCUCCAUGUGGGAAUGUGGUCCAGUUUGUCAUAUUGUCCAAUUUGACAAAGAAGCCAGAAUCCAAUUUUUUAGAAGAAAUUUUCAGAUUUUAAAUAUCGAGUUUUUAAAAUGCAGACCAGUGUCGUGGGUACAAACCUACUUGCAAUUUUUUGGAAUGGGCCCUUUGAUCUUGCGCUGUGUGUCUAAGCGAUGUUCCCCUCAGGGUCCUCUCUCUCCCCACCUGCCCCCAAACCUGGUAAGAUUAGGUGCUUUAAAAUGCCCAGGUAACCUCUCCCGACCCCUAGAGAGUUCUCAGAUCUCUCAUGUAGCACUUACUUCCGUACAUGUCAGUGCCUUCUGUUUUUAUUCCCUAGCUUUGAGCAAAAAACAUUAUUUAAUCUUCUUGGCAAUUCUGACACUUGGUAGUUAGAUAUUUUUCGGCCUAAUGAUGAGCUAAACUCUGCCUUUGAAUCCAUCCAGUCAGUGUCAUAUUGCUCUGCAUUGUUUUUUCUUCCCACAUAUAUAUUUUAAUAUUCAAAAAACUUUUUCCCUGAAGAAAUGUGUUAUAUAAAGUAAACAUCCUUUCAGUGCUUCAGUUUGAAACGUCUAGAUCUAAAAUGAACACUUUAAGAAAAUAUUUGUCUUUUAGUGCAUUGCCUUUGUUCUAACAGUGUGUAGAAGGCCUAUUUUUUCCUAAAGUCAUAGCUGCAAAAAUAUUUGUCUUUUCUUACUUAUCUCUAUUUUGUGUUAAGUAAAAUUGUGAUAAAAAGAUUUUUAAAUUUCUUAUUAAAUAUGAUGUUAGUUGUUGGUUUUAAACAAAUGUUACCUACUUAAAGGGAAUCACAUCUAUUGUUUGUUAGAAGCUUUUAGUAGGAAUUGGUAUCUUUGUUGUCAUCACAAGUUUUAUCAUUUAAAUCACUCAGUAUGAUUAUAUUAAUAGUUUUCACUAUAUUAAAACAUCCUUAAAUUCUGGGUAAGCUCUACUUGACUAUGGCUUUAUAUUCUUUUAAUGUAUUUUCCCUCUAAUUGGUAACUUUUAUUUUAA
Messenger RNA from Phyllostomus hastatus (greater spear-nosed bat), 4911 nucleotides. RefSeq names its product zinc finger CCCH-type containing, antiviral 1 like (gene ZC3HAV1L). The coding region runs from base 38 to 934 and encodes 298 amino acids. The transcript has 4 exons. Lineage: Eukaryota; Metazoa; Chordata; Mammalia; Chiroptera; Phyllostomidae. The record is from RefSeq and is a predicted model, not a curated record.